This is a messenger RNA of Rhopalosiphum padi (bird cherry-oat aphid), 4585 nucleotides long. RefSeq names its product mucin-5AC-like. Gene Ontology annotation, molecular function: signaling receptor activity. The record is from RefSeq and is a predicted model, not a curated record. Lineage: Eukaryota; Metazoa; Arthropoda; Insecta; Hemiptera; Aphididae. The coding region runs from base 74 to 2506 and encodes 810 amino acids. The transcript has 7 exons.
GCCGCCGUGCUCGCAGUCAUUCCACGGACACCACCACUAGCAUACAGUCGCACAGCACCGCAUCAGCAGAGCCAUGGGUACGUUCCGCCAAAGGAUGGUCGCGAUCGCAACGGUCCUCGCAAUAUUCACCGCAGCUCCGAGCGUUUCGAGAUCGGUGAACAUCAGCAGUUCUUGGUUGUUGCCUCAAAACGAGUUUCCGGUAUUUUAUCGACAUUUCAGGGAUAGAGUGACAUGGUUUGAAGCCGAUGCCGUAUGCCAAUUCCACCACGCUCAACUGGCCACAGUUGAAUCUAACAGUCAAUUUGAAGCAAUACGUACUUAUCUGAAGGAAUUAGACGUGAUUGAGAAUGUUUGGAUUGGUUUGAAACGUAAUAGCGAAGCUAGUGAAUUCACAUGGACUAAUUACCAGCCCCUCGCCAGGAGUGGAUACUUUAGAGAAGAAGUUCCACGUUCAUCGGACCCAGUUUGCGUUGUCACUGACCCUACGGCCAACUUCAAAUGGCACAGCUUACACUGCGGAGGUCCAGAAGUAGCAUCAUUCGUUUGUGAACUCCCAGUUCCAUAUUGGGCAUCCAAGAGCAAUGGGUGCAUGACAAGUAUGAUGGAAGGCAUGACAGUAACUUUUUUGCCAGAACGUCCUGCCAUUCAACUCACAAAGGAAUGUAGUCCAGGUGUUUCCAAAAACGUUACUUGCAAAGGAAACAUGAAACAAUCGGAAAUAAUCGAAAAAUUAAGCUGUCCAAAUUCUAAUAAACCAAUGAAGACGUUAUUUAAACCAGUCAAACCUGAACUAGCUGAUAUUAAAUUAAAAACAACAACCUCAAGUUCAGAAUCAGACGUCGAAGACUACGCUAUCGAGAUGGCCACGAUUGCUCAGUACAACGACGAAACGUUCCAGUCGAUAUCUAAAGUGAUGGGACGCAGUAGCGGUAGCAUGAUCAACUUGCCACAAGAGAUGUCGAUUGCGCAAGAACCUAUUAAGUCGUCAGGCCGGGGAGGUUUUGACACCAACGGCAUUGAUUCGGCGUUUAUCAGUGGCCAGACCGAAACCACCAGUACCGACGCUAGUAGCAUCGGCAUCAGUACGAGCACCCGCACAAACACCGCCAGCUCCGUGCCCAGUACAAACACGGUAACCGGCUCCAGCACUACCAGUACAUCUAGCACCACACCGAAAAGCGAACCGAAAACUACGUCGUCGACGACCGCGAAACAGAUGACGAAAACGACGCCCAUCGAGACCGCUACCGAGACGACGACACUUGCCGAUUUGGUCAAGCUUGGCACAACGUCCGGCACCACGACCCAUUCGACCACCGUAAAUAAAGCGACCACCUCGCCCGGGAAAACAACCACAACGGGACGAAUUGUGACGACGGUUGGAGGUACUUUGACCGGUGGCAGCCAACCGACCGAAACCUCGGCCACCACACCGGCGACCACCACCACCAGUAACAAUCACCAUCAGCCGCGCGCCAAUGCGACCAACGCCAACGCAAACCAACGCGUCUACGCCACCACCGCCGUGCCCAAGAGCCGGUCGGCUGCACAGAUGACGACCACCGAGAAGAUACACACCGUGGCCAAAAUGUUGACCGCCGAGACCGGUGACGUCCGUCGGACCACCGGCGACAGUCGCCGGCCGACCGCCGCCACACUGGCAGCCAUCGCAACAGUCGUUGCGAAAAUCCCGUACACCGUCGCUGCCGCGUCCGCCACUGCCACCAGCACCACCGGCCGCCCGCUGAACUCAUUGCGUUCAUACGCCAACAACGGCAACGGAUACGUGGCCAAGACGAACGACGCCCCGACCAUCGAGCAACCGAUCCGCGUGUACAAGAAAAUCGAUUUCCCGGAAUUGCCGAUCAGCAACGACGGCGAUUACGCGCGCAAACCCACGGCCACCCCGUUUUCCGGAACCUCGGCCACCGCUACGUUUUCCAGCCCCGUGAGCGCCGCCACCAAGACCGGGUACAAUAAUGCGGCGACCACGUGGUCUUCGACCCGACCGACCGUGACCGCCACUACCACCACCAGCGCUUCUACCAAACAUGACGACGCUCUCAACAGCGGUACAUACGCUGCCACCGAAACGGCUACCACUAACACCGUGCCCGGCACGUCGCCCGCGGCUGUUGCCGUCGACGAAUCAGACGACAGCACUCACAAUUGGAACCUUAUUUCGUCGUCCCCGCCGUCCCCGCCCGCCAAAAUGGCCAACGACGCCGCCUCCGCGACCCCGUUCGACAUCACAUCCUCCGCCACUGAUGUUACAGCUGCUAACGCCGCCGCAGAAGCCGUCACCGUCACCGCCGCCGUUACCACAACCGCCAGUACCAGCGCCGCUAGCACCACCACUGCCGCUGCUACCGCCGCCGCUAACCACCGGAAAAUCGCCAACUACGACGCAUAUACCGACCACCCGAAUCGUAGCCGUCACAUAGUCCGCCCCAAACAACAGCACCAUCACUCCUACCCGUACAUCUUGUACAGACUUUUGGGAUAAACGGCAUCCUGUGUCUCCCACCUCCCCAGCGCUUCAAUCACUUACGAUAAUUAAUGACCGUGAUCUAUCGCCAACACCAUUUAAUUUCCUGCUCAUCUCACAUCCGUCGUCCUCAACCCCUAACCGAAUUGCAUCAUUACAAUAUUACUGCACAUAAUACAAAACACAUUCAUUAUAUUUAGGUACUACUGUACGCCGUUCUGAGUUAUUUCCUUCCGCAGUGUGCCCCACGAAAGUGACGAUCUACAGGUGCAAACAUUUUCUCAUUAAGUGCUCAAUUCACCAUUUUGCUACACAAUUUUUUUUACGUUCGUGAUAUUUUCAGCCAUAGGUAUUUCAGUUUUCAAAAAUUCCUAUUCAUAUAGACUAGCCAGUUUACCUUUCGUAGGUUCACGAACUCAUGAUAAACUGUUCAUUGACAAACUAACCGGGUCUCAACAAAUAAGUUUAUGACGAAAUAAAUAACAUUAUAUGAUUCCAAUCGAAUCUAUAAUUUAUUAAUCGUUUUUCACUAUCUUAGUACUCGGCUUACGACUAAAAUUAAAAUUUCCCUAUAGAUACAAAUUUAAAGAAGCGUGAGCAAAAGCUAGGUGUUCUUGUCAGACAAAGAGUUAUAUUUCCCGGAAUACAAUGAUUGAAUUUAAAAUUCAAUGUUGAUUCUAAUUUUUAAAUUAAAAAGUAAAACAUAAAAUCAAUAAUAAUUUUACUUUCUUACGGAUAAUAUUGAUAUUCAAUAGGAAUACUUUAUGAUUUAAAUUGUUUUUGAUUGUCGUUUGUCAUCAGCUUGCAUUAUUCAAAACGCACUUAUUUGAUUAUUAAUUAUCAACAAUAUUUUAGAUUUGACAAUAGUUAUGAAUUGUAAUUUAUAUUAAAAUAAUAUUAUACUGCUUUUUCAAAUUUUUCCAUUUAUAUAAUAUUAGUAUCAAUAGUUUGAAUAAAUUAUUAAUUUAAUCAAUCAAUUUAUAGUAAAAAUGAAUAUCACAUAGGUAGACGAUUUAAAUAAUUAAUAAAUGCAACAGCCAAUAAUAUACAAUAAUAUGAUACAUAACAAAAAAAAAGAUUAAAAUUUGAAUAGAACUAAUUAUUCCUCUAAUUAAUUAUUUUUAUAAAUUAUGAUCAUAAUAUAAUAUAGGUAAAUAUAUGUAACUACUCGUUAUGAACAGGUACUAUUUAGUUUAUUUCAAUUGUAUAUGCAGAUGAAUUCUUUAAUAUUAAAAUCGAAACUAUUUUGUACGACUUGAGACAUAGAUAAUUAAUAAUUAUUUUUAUAAUUAUUAUUAUUACACAUGACAAUGAUUUUAUCAACCCUGAUAUAACCAAAUUCAUGUAAUCGAGCGUAUUUUGAAACAUAAAAACGUUAUAAUUCUGAGUAAAACGGUAAAACGUUUAUUAUUAAAAUAAAUAUCAUGAUUCAUUACAUCAAAUAUUAAAAUAUUACAUAUAUAACCUAUAUUAUAAUCUUAUUGAACAUGUUUACAAAUUGUUCACAUCAUACAGUGAACCUGUUAAAGUUCCAAUUAUAACGUUAUUAUUAUCAUCAUUAUUAAUUAUUAUAAAACAAAUUAAUUGAUUAUUAGUAGCUUUGGUUCCAAAAAAGGAAAUAUUUUCAACUUUUAAAGUAGUUUUUACUGUGAAAACAUUUUGUAACGUUUGAUAUGUUUAUUGUGUUUGGCUAAAUUCAUAACAUUUACAAUUUUAUAUAUAACUAUCUACUUAUAAAGAUAAAAGUAUAUUUUUUUUUUACAUAGAAAAUAUAAUCUUUAUCUUUUAGAUACUUAUCUAAUAAUUUUGAACGAAAUGUAAAAUUUUAAAAGUAUUAAACUGUGGUCAGCGGAUUCUACACAGAGUACCCGAAAAUGUUUGCUUUUAUUAACUCAACAAUAUCAUAUUGUAGGUAACAGGAAGUCGAUUCGUCGCAAUAUAGCUUUAAGAUGAUUUAAUUAUUAAUUAUUUUAAACAAUAUUGUAGUUUGAUGUUAAAAAUAUUUACCUAUUUAGUAGUUAGUUAUUGAAGGUAUUGUGUUUGUCAAUUUGUAGUCAUUUGUAGUAUUUUGAAAUAUAAUAAUCUUUGCUGUCUAAA